AUGAAGCAGUCGGGAUCAAGGCAAAUGCCGCUCCACGGACGGUACCGACCGCUCCAGCUGCUGGAGGACGACGACAGCGACGACGAGUGGCAAGGUGAAGCUCGAGGCGUCCCAAGCUUCAUCAGCGGCGCUUCAAGCCCCUCUUCAGCCAUGGAGGCCGCUUCCAUCCCAUUGGCUCGUUCUCUACUCGAGCGUGAGCAGAUGACGUCAUUUCUACAGAGUUCGUGGGUGUUUCUACUGCUACUGGGCACGUUAGCCUCCGUAACAGCUUGGAGUGUCGAUGCAGGAGUGUUGGUCGUCACAAAGCUCCAUUCGAACUUCAUAGCGUUCGGAGACACGUGGUCUCUAGGUUAUAUCUUCUAUAUCCUCUUCCGCGUGCUCAUUCUGCUGCUGGGCGUGGGCUGCACGGUCCUCGUCUGUCCUGAAGCUGCGGGCUCCGGGAUUCCCGAGAUGAGGAGCAUCUUGGGAGGUUUUCCGUUCCCCAACUACCUCACAGGACGCGCGUUGGUCGCCAAGUGCGCUGCCUUGAUACUAGCACUGGGAAGUGGCCUCACUAUUGGAAAAGAAGGUCCGUUCGUGCACUUGAGCUCGAUUAUCGCUCGUCAGCUGCUGCAAUUGCCACUUUUUGAGCAGAUUCGGAAGUCCAAGGACCUGACACACCACAUGCUGGCAGCAGCAUGUGCUGUGGGCGUGACAGCAACGUUCGGAGCUCCAGUGGGCGGCGUGUUGUUCAGUAUCGAGGUCACCACGUCCUACUACGUGACGUCCAACUACUGGCGCGCCUUCUUCUCGUCCGUCGUGGGCGUCGUGGUCUUCCGUGGACUUAAUAGUCUCCUAGCUGGCUCGUAUGGAUCGCUAUUCACCACUUCUUUCGACCCACUACCGUACGAGACGUUCGAGAUCGCCUUCUUCUUGUUAUUGGCCGUCAUCUGUGGACUACUCGCUGCGCUACUGGUCCGGUCAUACCGCAUGACUCUGGAUAUGAAGAAGAAGUUUGAGGAUCAAUACGUACUGCCCACUUGUGGCCGAUUCCCCGGUGUAUCGCCCCUUAUCUACGCAGCUCUCGUGGCGUUUCUAUUCUCUCUGGUGGAGUAUCCAGUCGGCAGCUUUAUGCAACUCACGCAACGUCAAGCUAUCGAUGAUAUGUUCUCUACCAAGACGUUAGCGGCGGAUGAAGUGGCCACGGCGACGCACUUGUCGGUCGACUUCGGCAGCUCCUGGACGUCUCCGUCGCUCCAUUUGAACCUCGUUACGUACGUGGUUGUGCGGUUCUGGGCCUUGGCUAUCAGCGCCACGGUGUUCGUUCCCAGUGGGAUUGUUACGCCCGUGUUCGCGAUCGGUGCUGCACUCGGUCGUUUAUUUGGCGAGAUGGUCGUUAUUCUGAGUGAAGGAGAGCUGUCUAUUGGAGGCUACGCUGUCGUUGGAGCUGCUAGCUUCACGGCAGGGGUGACGGGGACCAUCAGCAUCGCAGUGAUCGUGUUCGAACUCACAGGCCAGCUGAGCUACAUGAUCCCUGUACUGCUCUGUGUGAUUGUGGGACGCGCUGUGACGCGCGUCUUCUCGCUCGACAUGUACGAGACGAUGGCUCGGCAGAAGAAUUUGCCUCAAUGGCCAGACCUGACCAAGCAGAUUUCCUACUCCCUCACAGCUGGAGAUCUCAUGCGGGACAUGCCUCCUUACUAUCUUCUUCGACAUCAAACACUGAACUCGAUCAAGCACUUGCUACAAGUCACUAGUCGCGCCAAGAAAGACAAGAUCGUUCGGCUGUUUCCAGUGGUGGAUGACACCAAGACGAUGGUGUUGUUGGGGGUUGCCACUCGAGAAGAACUCGAGUCUCUGGUGGUAUUGUGGGAGCUCAGUCUUCGUAGCGGCAGAGUCACCGACCGUCGUGUUUCUGUGGCUGGAAUCAUGCCGGAACAGGCUGUCGUGCUGUCCAAUCCAGCGACUGAAGAGUCCGAGGACGUGGACUUGGUGCAUCUCGAACUCUUGAGUCUGGAAGAAGAACAUUUUCACGCGCCUCGAGACACUUCCGCCAGUCAAGUGGUGCUACUCAUCUCGGUACACAAAGCUCCGCAGUUAUUCGUCACACAUCGAGGAAAGUUACAAGGUGUCAUCCAUGCUGCAGACCUGCUGGCAGGCUCACGCAAGUACAUGUUGUAA
This is a messenger RNA of Phytophthora infestans T30-4, 2160 nucleotides long. RefSeq names its product Chloride Channel (ClC) Family. Lineage: Eukaryota; Oomycota; Peronosporomycetes; Peronosporales; Peronosporaceae. The transcript has a single exon. The coding region runs from base 1 to 2160 and encodes 719 amino acids. Gene Ontology annotation, molecular function: voltage-gated chloride channel activity. The record is from RefSeq and is a predicted model, not a curated record. Gene Ontology annotation, biological process: transmembrane transport; chloride transport. Gene Ontology annotation, cellular component: membrane.